CGACACAAAAACGAAAAAAUGUUAAACGUUAGACGUCAAAUGAAAAUUAUUGAUCAAAAUUGUAUGUAUAGACUUGACUUGGUUAAAUUGAGAAUUUAAUUCGUCUAACAAAUAAAAAUAUGGAAUUAGAGGAUAAAGAAAGGUCUAGUAUACCAGCGGUUUACGAAGGCCCGAUCGUAAUUACGGCGCAACCGCGAGGUGAAAAUAACUCGAGCAGAAGACCAAUACCAAUAUCUACUACAGAUUGGGUCUCAACACCCAGAUCUCAAUUAACUGCACUCUCAGGAACGCAUUUCUUAGCCGGAGUUGAACAAUUAGAAAUUCAAAGGAUAAUCAAUUUGAACGGCUUAUUUGGAUUAUCUGGAACUAAAAAGCAAUAUAGAGUGAAAAUACCAAAAGCUGAAACGAUUUUUUUAGCAAUGGAGUCUCGAGCAGACAACAAAGAUAUAAAUAGAAUUGCAAAUUUAACAUUAAUUCUUUUAGACCAAGCUGGAGAGACGGCGUUUGUUAUUAAGAAAAAUCCUGUAUGGAAAUAUAUGCCUGGACCAGUGCAUAAAAUGACAAUAGAAAGUACGGUUUUAAUUGGGAGCGUAGAACAAAAUUUCUCUAUAUUGGGACCGAGUUUUACUGUUUACGAUGCAUCACGAAAACCUUUGUGCUAUAUAUACGGUCCUAAUGUAAGCAGUUGUUGCAUGUACAAGGAAUCACAAUUUCAGAUUAUCUCGGUCGACGGUUCACACCAAAUAGCGUCUUUAAUGCACCAGUGGAAUAACACGAUUCAUGAUUACACUUUUUUACUUACUUUCCCGUUAGAUCUUGAUAUAAGAUUAAAAAGUCUAUUACUCGGUGCAUCUUUUCUAAUGGUACCUUCUAAAUCUACGGAUCGUAAAAAGUCACGUUCAUUUAAGGGAAGUCAAUGUGGAUAUCCUAGUAAUCAAGGGAUCUAGUGAACUAAAGUAAAAUCAAGGCUGAUCGAAUUAUAUGACUAAAAAUAAAAAACUCGUUUGAGUUACUCUAUGAAACAUAUAUUAGAUUUGUCCAUAUCUCAUAAAGAAACAUUUCAAUGGGAACAUCUAAAUACACCUCGUCUAUUUACAGUUUAAUCAAAGUACUAUUCUGGAAAGUAGA
Molecule: messenger RNA, 1128 nt
Organism: Polistes canadensis
Lineage: Eukaryota; Metazoa; Arthropoda; Insecta; Hymenoptera; Vespidae
Product: phospholipid scramblase 1-like
Exons: 7
Coding region: 120-947 (275 amino acids)
Biological process (GO): plasma membrane phospholipid scrambling
Cellular component (GO): plasma membrane
Molecular function (GO): phospholipid scramblase activity
Source: RefSeq, a predicted model, not a curated record